AUGGGAGCCCAGGGAGUCGUUCCCACAGAGCGGCAUAAGGCGUGCGCAGUCUCCUCAGUCCGCAUUUCGUCCCCGCGCGCUCCUCUGGGGGGCGCGUUCUCCAGCGUCCUGGCUCCCAGGGCCGUGGGCGUCCGAGCGGUGGCCUGGCUGCUCCUCUGGGAGGCGGCUGGACUCACCAGCACACCAGGCACGGCCUUCGCCGCCGCCCCCAUCGACGCUGGCAUAAGGGCCACUUGUUCAGAAAUUAUUUUGAGGCAAGAAGUUUUGAAAGACGGUUUCCAUAGAGACCUUUUAAUAAAAGUGAAAUUUGGAGAAAGCAUUGAGGACUUACAGACCUGCCGACUCUUAAUUAAACAGUACAUCCCGACAGGACUUUUUGUGGAUCCAUAUGAGUUGGCUUCAUUACGAGAGAGAAACAUAACAGAGGCAGUGAUGGUUUCAGAAGACUUUAAUAUAGAAGCUCCCAAUUAUUUGUCCAAGGAAUCCGAAGUUCUAAUUUAUGCCAGACAAGAUUCACAGUGCAUUGACUGUUUCCAAGCUUUUUUGCCUGUGCACUACCGCUAUCAUCGGCCACAUAGUAAAGAUGGGGAAACCUUUAUUGUGGUCAAUAACCCUGAUUUAUUGAUGUAUUGUGACCAAGAGUUUCCAAUUUUGAAAUGCUGGGCUCAGUCACAAGUGGCAGCUCCUUGUGCUUUGAAGAAUAAGGAUAUCUGCCAGUGGAACAAUAUGAAAUAUAAAUCAGUAUAUAAAAACGUGACUCUACAGGUUCCAGUCGGACUGACUAUACAUACCUCUUUAGUAUGUUCUGUGACUCUGCUCAUUACCAUCCUGUGUUCCACUCUAAUCCUUGUGGCUGUUUUCAAAUACGGCCAUUUUUCCCUAUAAGUUUUAUGGAGUUUAAUGCUUCCCAUAAACCUAAAUAAGACCUAUUUACUUGCGAUUAGAAGUGCUCUUCUAGAAUUGUCAUUGCUUUUGUAUUCAUUUAUGUCUAAAAUUAUGUGUACUAGAGGAAAUUUUGGAUCAUUUUCAACCAAUUCCAGAAUUUAGUGCUCUGUUGUAUAGACCUUUGAUAAUCUUCAAGCAAGUGCCAAUAGAAGAGGAAACUUAAUUUUGUUAAAUA
This is a messenger RNA of Leptonychotes weddellii (Weddell seal), 1120 nucleotides long. NCBI's taxonomy places the organism in Eukaryota, Metazoa, Chordata, Mammalia, Carnivora, Phocidae. The record is from RefSeq and is a predicted model, not a curated record.